Adelges cooleyi (spruce gall adelgid) is the source of this 1217-nucleotide messenger RNA. Its product is annotated as enoyl-CoA delta isomerase 1, mitochondrial-like. Gene Ontology annotation, molecular function: enoyl-CoA hydratase activity. The coding region runs from base 268 to 1002 and encodes 244 amino acids. Lineage: Eukaryota; Metazoa; Arthropoda; Insecta; Hemiptera; Adelgidae. Gene Ontology annotation, cellular component: mitochondrion. The transcript has 6 exons. Gene Ontology annotation, biological process: fatty acid beta-oxidation. The record is from RefSeq and is a predicted model, not a curated record.
UGCGGUCGUCGAUGGUCACUCGGUUGUUGCGCUUGUACGUUUCUCGCUCAUUGUCGUACUCGCUCUGUUCGUUGCUGUUCAACAAAUUGCUGUAUCUGUAAUAGUUGUUGGAGUUGACCGAUUUGUCGUUGAGGUUGUUCAAGCUGGGGCGGUAAUAGUCCUGGUUGGAGGGAACUACAUUGUACUCUUGGCUGUCGGAGUCUUCGUUGGAAUUUUCGUUGGUGAAGAAGUUCCAAGUUCCUGACAAAAAAAAAACCGCAACAAUUAAUGAGCAUAGCCACGGUGACCCUCGACAAACUUCCGGUAAACACUCUGAACUUGGAGCUUUUAGAAAGCUUACGAGAUGAAUUAAAAAAACUCCAAAACGAAAACGUCCGAGGAAUGAUAUUGACUUCGGGUUUGAAAAAUGUAUUUUCUGCUGGAUUGGAUUUAAAAGAGUUCCACGAACCCGAUCCUACCAGGUUAGCACAAUUCUGGUCAACUUUACAAGAAACGUGGAUAGAACUUUAUUUAACACCUUUUCCAACGGUGGCCGUGAUAAACGGUCACUGUCCAGCAGGAGGUUGCCUGUUGGCUAUGAGCUGCGACUACAGGGUGAUGGUCGAACCCAAAUACACGAUUGGACUUAACGAAACCCAACUGGGAAUCGUAGCUCCAAAAUGGCUUAUGGAUACCAUGAUUGCGGUGAUCGGCCAAAGGAAGGCAGAGGUAUCGUUGACUACGGGUAAGAUGUAUACCGCCAGAGAAGCGUUAGAAAUUGGUCUGAUCGACGAAAGUGCGCCAGACCGCGAUAGCGCCCUCGUGAAGGGUUUGGAGUUUUUGAAUAGAUUUAAAAAUAUAUCACAAUGGGCGUAUCAAAAGACCAAAGAAACGAUUCGUCGACCGACCGUUCAGUGGUUAAUCGACAACAAACAAAAAGAUGCUGAAAUUAUAUUGGACUGUAUGCAAUCGCCACGCGUUCAAAAAACUAUCGGCUUUUAUUUACAAUCAUUGAAAAAAUAAAACGCUACUCGAAUUGAUCGAAUGUGGACGGUUUAACUUAAAUGCGAACAAUUGUUUAGGGUGCAGAUUUUUCAGAUAUAUUAAAAUAUGAACAUAAAAUUCAUUUUGGAUCGGGAACUUAACUGUUUUGUUUAUUAAUUGUUUAUGUUUAUGAUAAUAUGAUUAUCUACCUAGCCUAAUUAUUACAAAGUAGUAUGUAUAAACUACACUUUUUU